Molecule: messenger RNA, 347 nt
Organism: Strongylus vulgaris
Lineage: Eukaryota; Metazoa; Nematoda; Chromadorea; Rhabditida; Strongylidae
Source: the annotation of a GenBank genome assembly
AUGAACACCAACACUUCUACUGCGUCCUCGGUUCAACCAACUCUAGACCUACAAGCUCUACUCUCAACUAUGCCUGAUUUCUCGUUAAUGACUAGCUUACAGAACAGUAUGAAUAAAGACAGACCCAACGGAGAGAAUCCUAUACCCACAUCGCAGAGCUUGCUAUUCCCAACGAUCCCGAACGAUCAGCUGGCUGCGCUUUCGCUAGGUCUAUUCCCUCUCUCGGGUUUCCCAAUGUUUCCAUUACUGCCAAUGGGCCCCAUGAGCAGCUCAGGGCUUCCACCACAUUCCACAAUCGAAAGUCUUGGCUUGAUGACCAAUGUAAGUUAUUCUUCACCUUACUAACU